Messenger RNA from Malurus melanocephalus (red-backed fairy wren), 5402 nucleotides. It is a transcript of the gene EPS15L1, whose product is annotated as epidermal growth factor receptor pathway substrate 15 like 1. Gene Ontology annotation, biological process: endosomal transport; endocytosis. Bases 25 to 2760 code for a protein of 911 amino acids. The transcript has 24 exons. Gene Ontology annotation, molecular function: cadherin binding; calcium ion binding. Gene Ontology annotation, cellular component: cytoplasm; clathrin coat of coated pit; plasma membrane. NCBI's taxonomy places the organism in Eukaryota, Metazoa, Chordata, Aves, Passeriformes, Maluridae. The record is from RefSeq and is a predicted model, not a curated record.
GCGGCCCGACCCAGCGGGAGGAAGAUGGCGGCGCUCAUCCCCCUCAGCCAGCAGUUUUCUACUGGGAAUCCAAUAUAUGAAACUUAUUACAAACAGGUAGAUCCAACAUACACAGGGAGAGUUGGGGCAAAUGAAGCUGCGCUGUUUCUUAAAAAAUCAGGUCUCUCUGAUGUCAUCCUUGGAAAAAUAUGGGAUUUGGCUGACCCAGAGGGUAAAGGAUACUUAGAUAAACAGGGUUUCUAUGUCGCCUUGCGCCUCGUAGCAUGUGCACAGAAUGGCCACGAUGUCAACCUGAGCAGUCUGAAUUUGACUGUGCCACCUCCUAAAUUUCAUGACUCUAGCAGUCCUUUGUUGAUCACACCACCCUCAACAGAGACUCACUGGGCUGUUAGGGUGGAAGAAAAAGCAAAGUUUGAUGGUAUUUUUGAAAGCCUUUUGCCAGUAAAUGGUUUACUUUCAGGAGACAAAGUAAAACCAGUACUGAUGAAUUCAAAGCUACCUCUUGAUAUCCUUGGAAGGGUCUGGGAUCUCAGCGAUAUUGAUAAAGAUGGUCACCUGGACAAGGAUGAAUUUGCAGUGGCAAUGCAUUUGGUUUAUAGAGCUCUUGAGAAAGAGUCAGUUCCUUCACAGUUGCCCCCUUCUCUCAUACCACCUUCUAAAAGAAAGAAGACACCGGUUUUUCCUGGAGCAGUCCCUGUUCUCCCUGCCAGCCCUCCACCCAAAGACAGCCUUCGUUCUACCCCAUCCCAUGGCAGUGGCAGCAGCCUCAACAGCAUAGGGAACUUAUCUCCCAAGCACAGCAUCAAACAAGCACAGCCAGCUGUGAAUUGGGUGGUACCAAUGUCUGAAAAAGUACGAUACGAUGAAAUUUUCUUAAAAACGGACACAGACAUGGAUGGGUUUGUGAGUGGCCARGAAGUAAAGGACAUUUUUAUGCAUUCAGGUCUGUCUCAGAAUCUCCUAGCUCAUAUAUGGGCUUUGGCAGACACGAGGCAGAUGGGAAAGCUCAGCAAGGACCAGUUUGCCCUGGCCAUGUAUCUCAUCCAGCAGAAAGUCAGCAAAGGGAUUGACCCUCCCCAGGUUUUAUCUCCAGAUAUGAUCCCUCCCACAGAGAGGAACACWCCCAUCCAGGACAGUGCAAGUUCUGUUGGAUCAGGAGAAUUCACAGGGGUGAAGGAGCUGGAUGAUAUCAGUCAGGAAAUUGCUCAGCUGCAGAGAGARAAAUAUUCCCUAGAGCAGGACAUUAGGGAAAAGGAAGAAUCAAUCAGACAGAAAACCAAUGAAGUUCAGGAACUGCAAAAUGAUUUAGACAGGGAAACGAGUAACUUGCAAGAGCUGGAGGCUCAAAAACAGGAUGCCCAAGACCGCCUGGAUGAGAUGGACCAGCAGAAAGCCAAACUGAAGGAUAUGCUGAGUGAUGUGAGGCAGAAAUGCCAGGAGGAAACACAGGUGAUUUCAUCACUAAAAAUGCAGAUCCAGUCUCAGGAAUCAGAUUUAAAAUUACAGGAAGAUGACCUUAAUAGAGCAAAAGCAGAGCUGAAUCGCCUCCAGCAAGAAGAGACUCAGCUAGAGCAGAGUAUCCAGGCUGGAAAAGUGCAGCUUGAAACAAUAAUCAAAUCUUUAAAAUCAACCCAGGAAGAAAUAAACCAGGCAAGAAGUAAACUCUCUCAGCUGCAAGAGAGCCAUCAGGAAGUGAAUAAGAGCAUUGAGGAAUACAAUGAAGCUCUCAAUGGCAUCCAUGGAGGAAGUCUGACCAAUUUAGCAGACAUGAGUGAAGGCCUUGGGCACACAGAAAGAGGCAAUUAUGGAGCUGUGGAUGAUCCGUUUAAGAACAAAGCUUUGAUGUUUACCARUAAUACCCAAGAAUUGCAUACAGACCCAUUCCAGUCAGAAGAUCCUUUCAAAUCUGAUCCAUUUAAGGGAGCAGACCCCUUCAAAGGCAGUGACCCAUUCCAGCAUGAUCCUUUUGCAGAACAGCCCCCUGCUCCAGCAGAUCCGUUUGGAGGAGAUCCUUUCAAGGAAAGUGACCCAUUUCGUAGCUCUGCCCCUGAGGAUUUCUUCAAGAAACAGGUGAAGAGUGACCCAUUUACCUCAGAUCCAUUCACAAAACCCCCCACUUUACCCUCAAAGCCUGACCCUUUUGAAAGCACUGAUCCCUUUACGUCUUCCAGUAUCUCUUCAAAAGGUCCAGAUCCGUUUGGAACGCUGGAUCCAUUUGGAAGUGGUGCUUUCAGUGGUGGUGAGGGAUUUGCAGACUUCAGUCAAAUGUCAAAGUCAGUAGCUUCAGACCCUUUUGCCUCCUCUUUUGGAGGGGUGGGAUUCACAGAGGACCCUUUCAAAAGCAAAUCAGACACACCAGCGUUGCCACCSAAGAAAAACAUCCCUCCACGACCCAAACCACCCAGUGGUAAAAGUACUCCUGUAAGCCACCUUGGUUCUGCAGAUUUUCCCAAGCCCCAUGAUCCAUUCCAACCAUUUGGGGCUGACAGCAGUGACCUGUUUCAAAGUAAAAAGGGGUUUGGGGACCCAUUUAGUGGAAAAGAUCCAUUUGCUCCCUCCUCUUCAAGUAAAACUUCUAAAGACUCUUCCUUGGGGUUUGCAGACUUCAGCUCUUUUGGAAAUGAGGAGCAGCAGCUGGCCUGGGCGAAGAGGGAGAGUGAAAAAGCAGAGCAAGAAAGAUUGGCUCGGUUACGGCGACAAGAACAGGAAGACCUCGAGUUGGCCAUUGCACUCAGUAAGGCUGACAUGCCAAACUCCUAAAAUUUGGGGCUCUGGAGAAAGGAAAAAAACCUCGCAGCAAGGCUUUUAUAAAAUUACUAAACCCUUGGUUGAUCUUGUGAAAAGUUCUUUUAGUCACCUUGAGAUGCGAGCGCGAAAAAAACCCCGCAGGAAGCGCUGUAUAAUCUGUAUUAUAAUUGUUCUAGAUCCAAUUUAUUGCUUGUAAGAAAUUUUAACGUGUAACCCCCUAAAAUGCUGAAAAGUUUCUUUCUCUGCAACCCAGAGUGAGCUGCAGCUGGUGAUUUUGAUGGGCUGAAUUCCACGGGGUCUUGGAGGCUGCGGGAUGAAUUUCCCACAAAAUUGCCAUGAAAAAAAUGAGAAUAUUCAUAGAAUUAGCUUUCACUUGUUGCAUUUAUUUAAAAAUUCGUGGUUGGCUAAUCAGGAUGUCUUCUGCAUCAUUAUGGCAAGGCAUAAAUUGAUUAUUGGAUUUUAUCCARGAUGUCUUCUGCAUCAUUAUGKCAAGGCAUAARUUGAUUAUUGGGUUUUAUCCAGAAGAUGUGGCUUUUUACAGAAGAAUCUGGAAAUGUAGAUGGAUACAAAACAGCGAAUUUUGUAAAACAGAACAAAUUUAAAAGCUCUAGAAAUUAGCAGAAAUUAGGAAUUCUUCUAAUGGAAACAUUUGUUUGCGUUGAGUUUUAAUAAUUGUGACUAAAAGUUAAUUCAGCUGUGGUAAAUGGGAUAAAUAAUCCAGCAGUGGAGGGAUGAAGUGAAAAUUGUGCUUUGCUGGAAGCUGACAGGAUUUUCAGGGUGCUGCUGAUGCACCUUUGGGUGCUGCUUUCAUCCAGAAAUCAAGAAAUGGAAAAGUUGACAAAAAAUUUGAGGAGUUUUCACCCCUCCAACUCAUUGUAGCUUCAUUUCCUCCAACUCCCAGCACCCAGCCCGGGCUGUGUCACCCUCUGGGACCGUCCCUCCUUCAAUUCCCCCUCUUUGGGGUUACAAUUUAGCAGAUUUAGCUGAGCUAAAGCCAAAUUGAAUCCAUUUUUAGUUGCCAAAUUCACAUUCACCCAUCAGUUCUGGCAGCACUGGUGGUCUGGGCUGGCUCUGAAAUGCAAUUUUGCAGCAUUCAGACCAGGGAGGAGCAGGUUUUGUGUGCACUGAAUUUUUCACCUGUGAAGGACAGCAGAGAGGGUGUUUGACUUGUCAUAGGAAAAAAAAAAAAUAACUCUGUGAAUUUAAUUUGCUUCCUAGAAAUGCCUUUUCUGAUUACAGGAAUUCCAGAAUUUCAGUUGUGUUUGCCUUGGAGUUUUCUCUCCUAGAGUAGGGAUCCAGCAGAACAUUUUUAAACGUCCUCAGUCUUUUUUCCUGCCCUUUGUUCUCUGGGAAUACAAAGCUUUACAUUCUGGGUUUUAUCCAUGCAGCCCUGACCUUACAACAUUUUCUCUAAUUUUUUUCUUUUAUUUCUUUUUAAUGUGAUGUUCCUUCAUCACCUUUCACCCAUUUCUAUUUUUUAUUUCCUUUUCACCCUCCAAUGUUAGUGCCUGUUGAGUGAAUGAAAACAAAUCUUUCCCAGUUCUGUUGGGGUUUGCCUUAUCCCGAGUGUUUUUCCCUCACCAGAUCAGAUCCUUUUGGGGCAUCUCGAUGGUUUUCAGCUCUGAAAUGCAGCCAAAUUGUGACAUUUGGAAUCUCAGGAUUUUGUGAUCCACUUUUGGGAUGGUUUUUUUAGGAAUCACAGCUCCCCUUUUGCUAAUGGUACCACAAUUAAUGCGAACCUUUUCUCCUCAGGAGGGGAGAAGAUUUAUUUUUAAUACCAAAACCAACGGUGUAAUGAUCAUUAAUCCUGUCCUUUAAUGAGCCCUCUGGGAUGCAAUGGAAGCUAUUUGUGAUUUGGCAGAGCCUGAUUUGAAAUCCCUUCCCCUUUGUGGUUGUUUUUCUCUAAAAUGUGUUUGAUGACGUGAUCAAACAUCCUAAAAUGUAAAAAAAAAAAAUCUGUUGGUGUAGAGGAUUUGAAGUCUGUGAGAGCUGACUUGGAUCUGUGUAGAUACCACAAUAUAAAACUUUUGCCGUGAAAGAGCAAUUUUCCAAAGCAAUUUUUCCAAUAAAAUUUAGAAAGGAAUGCCAGUUCUGUCCUGGGUGAUGUCACCCCAGUGGGACAGGGACUUUGACUGAACACCUUGAUUCAUUUUUUAAGCUCUGCACCUUAACAAGACUUUCUGCUGCUUUGUCAGAGCACUAAAAUACUGAAUUUAUAAUUCUUCCAAGCCACUGAGAUGGUGUUUUCCAGAUGUCCAGCAGGGAGGCAGAAGGGUGAAUUAAUCCAGCAUUCUUUUAUCAUGUUGGGCUCAUUUUUAUAUUUCUUUAUUAAAUCUUCCUCGUAUUUGCUUGAAGGACAGAACACAACACGUUUUCUAUGCAGAAUUAGAUUUAGGAACCUCAAUUUUACUGAAACACUCUUGAUUCAAAAGGUUAGAACACUUAGAUGUGAUUCCUCACUUUGUAUUUCCUGUGGUUUUCCAUAAAAAAAAGGAAGAUUCCCCACAUUCUUUCCCUGUGCAGUAAUUGAGUGUUUGUACAACACCUGCCCUUUCUCUCUGAGGCAAAACUCUUUGUAAAAACCUGAAUUUUCUUCCUCCAGAACAGCCAAAUUCAAAGCACAAGCAGACCUGCUGCUAUUUGGGCAGAGAAAA